Hemiscyllium ocellatum (epaulette shark) is the source of this 1596-nucleotide messenger RNA. RefSeq names its product ankyrin repeat domain 34C (gene ankrd34c). The record is from RefSeq and is a predicted model, not a curated record. The transcript has a single exon. Gene Ontology annotation, molecular function: protein binding. Lineage: Eukaryota; Metazoa; Chordata; Chondrichthyes; Orectolobiformes; Hemiscylliidae. The coding region runs from base 1 to 1596 and encodes 531 amino acids.
AUGGAUGAUGCUCCUGAGCUCCGGACUGACGGUAACUCUCUCCUGAAGGCGGUAUGGUUGGGGAGGUUGAGGCUGACCAGGCUGUUGCUGGAAGGUGGGGCAUACAUUAAUGAGAGCAAUGAGAGAGGGGAGACCCCCCUGAUGGUCGCAUGUAUGACCAGGCACGUGGACCAGCAGAGUGUGUGCAAAGCCAAGAUGGUGAAGUACCUGCUGGAAAACCAGGCGGACCCCAACAUCCAGGACAAGGCGGGGAAGACCGCGCUGAUGCACGCCUGCAUUGAGAGAGCUGGCGAGGAGGCAGUCUCUCUGCUGCUCACUAACGGGGCAGAUCCCAGUCUGGAGGAUCACUCCGGGGCAUCUGCCUUGGUUUACGCCAUCAACACUGACGAUAAAGAGGUUUUAAAAUGUCUUCUCAAUGCCUGCAAAGCCAAAGGAAAGGAGGUGAUCAUCAUCACUACUGACAAAUCUCCUUCAGGGACCAAAACAACAAAGCAGUAUCUCAAUGUCCCACCUUCCCCGGAGCUAGAGGAGAGACACACUCCGCCUCACUGUAUGUCUCCCUCUGACAUUGAACUCAAGACAUCACUAACUCCAUCUCCCAUUGAUGACCAGGAAAGCGAGAAGACCUUUAACUUUCAGGUGUUGUCACACCAGAGCGGCGGUUACACCAACAAACCCCACAAUGAGCCCAGCUCCCCAACCAGGAAGGUCAACCCCAAGAGAAUGGGGACUCGCUUGCCGCAGCUGAAGAGGCUCCAGUCUGAGCCCUGGGGCCUGAUCGCUCCCUCUGUCUUAGCGGCUGCUGCCCUCCAGGAGGAGGAGUGUAAACGGGCCAGCCCCGAGGAGGAGCUCAUUCAGGGCAUCAACGGCCUGGCGCUACCCAAACGCACCAACUUGUCCAGAACCAACAGCAUUGAGACUAAAGACCCGUCCACCUUCCCGUUUGUGGGUGACCCGACCUGCCGCACCCCGUCCACCUCGGCUCCAGUUUCCCGCAAACAAUCGUAUGAGAAAAGCCAGAGCCAACACCAGCCCCUAGCCCGGAGGAGUACCCUCCCGUCAGAGCAGGACACAGGAGCGGUCAGCCUGAGGGACACCGUGCACCGCAGGAGGCUGGGCAAUGACCAUUACGACUCAGACUCCCAGCUUUACUCAGACUCGCUCUCCAACCCAUUCGAUUCCAUCAAAAUCACAUUCGAAAGGAAGAAGCACAACACCUCUCCCCUGACGCUGCUGACCAGCUCCCGGGAGUCCCUGGACAGUGUCUCCAGCACCUCCCCGGGCUCUGUCCGCCGCCGGCCCCCUGGCCUCCUGGAGAGGAGGGGCUCUGGGACCCUCCUGCUCGAUCACAUCUCCCACACCAGGCCCGGCCACCUGCCCCCACUGAAUGUCAACCCUAACCCGCCCAUCCCUGACAUCGGCUGCAACAGCAAACCGUCCUCGCCGCUGACUAUGGGCCUGAAAUCCCUGGUCCCUGUCGCACCAUCUUCACCAAAACGGAAUGAGAUGAAAACCAAAAAGAAGCUGGUGAGGAGGCACUCCAUGCAGGUGGAGCAGAUGAAGCAGCUUUCUGACUUUGAGGAGCUGAACACUUAG